This is a messenger RNA of Lizanozyma spartinae, 1551 nucleotides long. RefSeq names its product ribosome biosynthesis protein (gene GRWD1). NCBI's taxonomy places the organism in Eukaryota, Fungi, Ascomycota, Pichiomycetes, Serinales, Debaryomycetaceae. The record is from RefSeq and is a predicted model, not a curated record. The coding region runs from base 1 to 1551 and encodes 516 amino acids. Gene Ontology annotation, molecular function: protein binding. The transcript has a single exon.
AUGUCUAAGAGAAGUGCAUCCGAGGACUUGGACCAUGGGUCUGGCCUGGGUGCGGCUAAGCAUCAAAACGGAACAGUUCCUCCUGUGAGUGGAAGUGUGGUUGACGGCGAAGCGAACGACACCGAAAUGGGAGAGUUUGAAGACCCUUACGGAGAUGAGUUUGAAAGUGACGGUGAAAUCAUUGAGUUGGACGGAGACGAUGAUGAAGAUGAUGACGGCAUUGAGGUCGACGAAGAGACUCAGCAAAACAAGGCACAAGCUAUUUUGGCUCAAGAUGCUCAACAAGAACAAUUGGAUGAGUCCACCAUUUACUUGCCACAUCGCUCUAAACCUUUAGGACCAGAUGAAGUGUUAGAAGCCGAUCCAACCGUCUACGAGAUGUUGCACAAUGUCAACUUGCCGUGGCCAUGUUUGACCGUGGAUGUGUUGCCAGAUUCAUUGGGUAGUGAACGUAGAACCUAUCCUGCUUCCGUAUACUUGACCACAGCUACUCAAGCCUCCAAGAAUAAAGAUAAUGAGUUAAUCACAAUGAAGCUUUCAUCUCUUGCCAAAACUUUGGUCAAAGAUGACGACGAAGAUGAAGAUGAAGACGAAGAAGAAGAUGGUGAUGAUUCAGAUCCAAUCAUGGAUAGUGAAACCAUCCCCUUGAAACAUACAACCAACAGAAUUAGAGUAUCUCCACACUCUCAGGAAACUGGUGAAUACCUAACAGCCACAAUGUCCGAAAGCGGUGAAGUGUUUAUUUAUGAUUUGGGUCCUCAAGUUAAGGCUUUUGAUACUCCAGGUUACGUAAUCCCCAAAACCUCUAAAAGACCCAUCCAUACAAUUAGAAACCACGGGAACGUUGAAGGAUAUGGACUAGACUGGUCACCCAUUACACAAACAGGUGCCUUAUUAUCAGGGGAUUGCUCUGGUAGAAUCCAUUUGACUUCUAGAACUACAUCUAGUUGGGUUACAGACAAAACACCCUUCUCUGCUUCCCAAGCAUCAAUUGAAGACAUUCAAUGGUCAACUGGUGAAGCUACUGUUUUUGCUACUGGUGGUACUGAUGGUUAUGUUCGCAUCUGGGAUACUCGUUCCAAGAAACAUAAGCCUGCUAUUUCGGUAGUAGCCUCAAAAUCUGACGUCAACGUUAUUUCGUGGUGUUCUAGAAUUAACCAUUUAUUAGCAAGUGGUCAUGAUGAUGGUACUUGGGGAGUUUGGGAUUUACGGAGUUUUGGUCAAGGUCAAGCACCUUCUCCAGUUGCUCAUUAUGAAUUCCAUAAAUCUCCUAUUACUUCCAUUUCAUUUAAUCCCUUGGAUGAGUCUAUUAUUGCCGUUUCUUCGGAAGACAAUACGGUUACCUUAUGGGAUUUGGCAGUUGAAGCCGAUGAUGAAGAAAUUGCAAACCAAAGAAAAGAAAUUAAGGAAUUGAACGAUAUCCCCCCUCAACUUUUAUUUGUUCAUUGGCAAAAGGACGUUAAGGAUGUAAGAUGGCAUAAACAGAUCCCUGGUUGCUUGGUUUCAACUGGUGGAGAAGGAUUGAAUGUAUGGAAGACUAUUUCCGUCUAA